AACACCUCUGUUACUGUGUUGUAGGAUGACUCACUGGUUGUGUGGAAGGAAGUUGAUUUGACCCGACUGUCUGAGAAGGAACGUCGUGAUGCCUUGAACGAGAUCGUUAUUCUGGCCCUGCUGCAGCAUGACAACAUUAUCGCCUACUACAACCACUUCGUGGACAACACCACCCUGCUGAUUGAGCUGGAGUACUGCAAUGGAGGGAACCUGUAUGACAAAAUCCUUCGUCAGAAGGACAAAUUGUUUGAGGAAGAGAUGGUGGUGUGGUACCUUUUUCAGAUUGUUUCAGCAGUGAGCUGCAUCCAUAAAGCUGGCAUCCUGCACAGAGACAUAAAGACAUUAAAUAUUUUUCUGACCAAGGCAAACCUGAUAAAACUUGGAGAUUAUGGUCUAGCAAAAAAACUUAAUUCUGAAUAUUCUAUGGCUGAGACGCUUGUGGGAACCCCAUAUUACAUGUCUCCAGAGCUGUGCCAAGGAGUAAAAUAUAAUUUCAAGUCCGACAUCUGGGCUGUAGGCUGUGUCAUCUUUGAACUGCUUACGUUGAAGAGAACAUUUGAUGCUACUAAUCCACUCAACUUGUGCGUGAAGAUUGUGCAAGGAAUCCGGGCCAUGGAAGUGGAUUCUAGCCAGUACUCCUUGGAACUGAUCCAGAUGGUGCACGAGUGCCUCGACCAGAAUCCCGAGCAGAGGCCUACUGCAGAUGAGCUUUUGGAUCGCCCCCUUCUCAGGAAACGCAGGAGAGAGAUGGAGAAGAAAGUCACUCUGCUUAAUGCACCUACGAAGAGACCAAGGUCAAGCGCCGUGACUGAAGCACCCAUUGCUGUGGUAACAUCACGAACCAGUGAAGUCUAUGUUUGGGGUGGAGGGAAAUCCACCCCCCAGAAACUGGAUGUCAUCAGGAGUGGCUGUAGUGCUCGGCAGGUGUGCGCAGGGAAUACUCACUUUGCUGUGGUCACAGUGGAGAAGGAGCUGUACACUUGGGUGAACAUGCAAGGGGGCACGAAGCUCCACGGCCAGCUGGGCCAUGGGGACAAGGCUUCCUACCGACAGCCGAAGCAUGUGGAAAAGCUGCAAGGCAAGGCCAUCCGGCAGGUGUCAUGUGGGGAUGACUUCACGGUGUGCGUGACAGAUGAGGGUCAGCUCUAUGCGUUUGGAUCAGAUUAUUAUGGUUGCAUUGGGGUAGAUAAGGUUGCUGGCCCUGAGGUGCUGGAGCCUGUGCAGCUGGAUUUCUUCCUCAGCAAUCCAGUGGAGCAGGUCUCCUGUGGGGACAAUCACGUGGUGGUCCUGACGCGGAACAAGGAGGUAUACGCGUGGGGCUGCGGUGAAUACGGACGGCUGGGUUUGGAUUCAGAAGAGGAUCAUUGUCUACCACAAAGGGUUGAUGUUCCCAAGGCUUUGAUUAUUGUUGCAGUUCAGUGUGGCUCUGAUGGGACCUUUCUGCUGACACAGUCAGGCAAAGUGCUGGCCUGUGGGCUCAAUGAGUUCAACAAACUGGGUCUGAAUCAGUGCACGUCGGGGAUUAUCAACCAUGAAGCAUACCACGAAGUCCCCUCUGCGGCCUCCUUCACCUGGGCCAAGCAGUUGUCCUUUUACAAAAUCCGUGCCAUUGCCCCAGGCAAGACCCAUACAGCUGCUAUUGAUGAGCGAGGCCGUCUGCUGACGUUUGGCUGCAACAAGUGUGGGCAGCUGGGUGUUGGGAAUUACAAGAAGCGCCUGGGAAUCAACCUGUUGGGAGGACCCCUCGGCGGGAAGCAGGUGAUCAGGGUCUCCUGUGGUGAUGAGUUCACCAUCGCUGCCACGGAUGAUAACCACAUUUUUGCCUGGGGCAAUGGUGGUAAUGGCCGCCUGGCCAUGACCCCCACCGAGAGACCGCAUGGUUCUGAUAUCUGUACCUCGUGGCCGCGGCCUAUUUUUGGAUCUCUGCAUCAUGUCCCAGACCUGUCUUGCCGUGGCUGGCACACCAUUCUCAUUGUUGAGAAAGUACUGAAUUCUAAGACCAUCCGUUCUAAUAGCAGUGGCCUCUCCAUUGGAACUGUGGUCCAGGGCUCUAGCCCAGGAGGCGGGGGCGGCGGCGGCGGUGAGGACGAGGACAGUCGGCAGAAGUUUGAAACUCCUGAUCCAAGUGGAGGCUUUCGAGGAACAAUGGAAGCAGACCAAAGAAUAGACGGUGUUCUCGAUGUCCUAGAGAUCGUGAACACUCCUGUCGAGGCCAGCACCUCCUGCCCCGGCUGGCUUCAGAAGGAGCUGGAAAAUGCAGAAUUCAUCCCCAUGCCAGAUGGCUUGUCCCCCAUAAGUGGAGCAUUUUCUGAACCUGAGAAAGAUACCCUGCCCUACGAAGGGCUGCAAGGACUCAAAGUACCCUCUGGAGUGCCUGUGGAGUCCGAGCCCCCUGCAGGAGCCUGGCGGCCCCGACUGACUCCUGCACCGCAACAUGCCAGGAAGGAAGCACCGUUGCCUCCUCCUGCCUGUGCGUGUAGCACUCUGCAGCUGGAGGUGGAGAGACUGCAGGCUCUGGUGUUGAAGUGUCUGGCUGAACAGCAGAAGCUACAGCAAGAAAACCUCCAGAUCUUUACGCAGCUACACAAGCUGAGUACGAGAUUAGAAGGGGGGCAGCAGGUGGGGGUGCAUUCCAGAGGAACUCAGACAGCUAAGGAAGAGAUGGAAGAGGAUCCUAAACCUGACUUAGAUGCAGAUUCCUCCUGGUGCCUCCUGGGAACAGAGUCUUGUCGACCCAGCCUCUAGUCUUCUGAGCCUGCAGAGCCCCUAGGAAGCUGGGAGCCAUCGAACUUCACAGCACACUUAAGAAUGCAGAGCGCAGCUUUCCUGGCUUUGUUCACUUGCAGACGAGGAGCGUACAGCAGAGGCGCUGAAGCACUUUCCUUGUACGUUUGGAGAGUGGCUUUGCCUUUUAGAUAGGAUCUAGAGAAAUUUUUCUUGUUUUGGAGAAUGGAAGUGCCUGUAGCCCUGGCUUGGUCAUCAGCGACGGCCAUACAGCAGCAGCUCUGUUCCUCAUCUGUUGGUCUCACCUUUGAGGAAGAGACAGUGCUCACUUUAACUGCGCUGGUAGCAACUCAUAAUCCCAUUUAUCAGUCCCACCAUUGAUCUUAAGCUGCCUUGGAGAGUCACCACCAGGCAUCAUAGCUCGAGGUGAGGAGGGAACGUGUAGAACGAGGGGCUGAGAUCGGGCACGGCCUGCCCAAGACCCUCUGGAGAGUGGCAAAGUAUUCUGAGCCUUCUCAGGACCCCGAGUUCAGGAAAAUCUGUCUGGUAGAAUCAAUCUAGGGUGUGUUUUCAGAGAGUUCAGUUACUUCAUGCAGCAAAAUGCUUUAGGGGAAAAAGCCAGUUUAAAUUGCUUUUCCUCUGAAGGCUGAUGAUAUGUCUUUAAUGAAAAGUGGAGGAAGAACAGUUUCAUCCUCAGCACAGUGGCCAGUGCAGGAUGGGAGUUCACAGCUCUGAAAAGCGCCUCUGAAGAAAGAAGGCGUGUCUCAGAGGAUUGAGUCAGGCACCUUAGGCAGGGUCUUAGGAAACAUCGAGAAGGAGAGGUGUGCCUCUUUCAUUGCUUCUUCCUGGCUGGGUACCGUGUGUUUCCUGCCCUAAGAGGGCUUCUUGUGCCUCCGUCUUCGUGGCUCUUAGGAGUUGAAUCUUGACAUCAGCAGCCCCAGCCCCUCCUUAUUUCUCUCCUGGUGUUUUUUUGAAGCCAUGUUAUAAUGAGUGAAUCUAUCUGAGCUUUCCUACUCGAGUGUCCCAAAGCCAGCAUUGAACCCUGGGGGUCCUGGAACCCUAACAGAACAGGUAGGUCCUGCCAAGUGAAAGGAAUUUGCCUGCAGACCCACUUCCCUCCCCGCUGUCCCCAUCUUUUGGAAAAGGGUUUCACUGUGCAGUUCAGGGUGGCUUUGAGUUCAUAUGUA
Molecule: messenger RNA, 3911 nt
Organism: Octodon degus (degu)
Lineage: Eukaryota; Metazoa; Chordata; Mammalia; Rodentia; Octodontidae
Gene: Nek9
Product: NIMA related kinase 9
Exons: 21
Coding region: 259-2745 (828 amino acids)
Biological process (GO): protein phosphorylation
Cellular component (GO): centrosome
Molecular function (GO): protein kinase activity; protein kinase binding; ATP binding
Source: RefSeq, a predicted model, not a curated record